AUGGAUUCUUCACCCUCCUAUCUAACUGAUGUUGGUGCAACCUUAACAGCAACAGCUGUCUCUGUAACAAACAUAGCUGGCGAACGUAAUGAAGCUCUGUCAUUUACGGGCACUAUAAAUUCUUAUUUUCAAAUCAGUGGCCUUACAACACUUGGUAGUUCAACUAAACCAUUUUCAAUUGCCCUUUAUAUCAGUCCAAAUGUUCUGUCUGGUACAAUUGUACAUAUAUCAAUGUACAAGAAUGGUACUGCUGGUUGGUGCCUUCCGUUCAUUGGUUUCGCCAGUACAACUCAUUUAGCCAUCCAAAUAUGGGGUGGUAGUAUAGCUAAGUAUGUACUCGGUCCAAUAUUACCAAUAAAUUCUUGGACACAUAUUGUACAAACAUGGAGUUCUGUUAACGGUUUGAGUUUAUAUAUUAAUGGUGAAUUGUAUGCACACGAUUCUACAAGUACAUCAUAUGGUGCCAGUGGUGUGGCAAACUAUCUUACAUUGGCAAGUACUCUACAAGCAAUUCCAUAUCCAGCUGGCGGAUGUUCAACAACGGGUGUCCUGGGAGGAUUAGGAUACUAUAAUGGAUUAGUAGAUGAACUAAGGGUGUACAGUAGAGAAUUAAGUGGUUUAGAAGCUUGUGCAUUGACAAAGUACUGA
This is a messenger RNA of Adineta steineri, 648 nucleotides long. Lineage: Eukaryota; Metazoa; Rotifera; Eurotatoria; Adinetida; Adinetidae. The record is from the annotation of a GenBank genome assembly.